AUGUUUUGUAUUGCACAUGGAAUUCAUAAUUUGCUAAUGGUCGAUUGUUUUCCUAAAUUAACCGGUGUUUCAGAUUUAUGGAAUAAAGUCCAGACGAUAAUUAAUAAACUUCGUUAUCGUCAACAUGAACUUGAAGAAGAAUUUAUUCGAUUAAAUGAUCAAACAAAAAAUGAUUUAUUACAAGUAAUAAAUAAGGCUGGUGAAGUUUUAGAUGCUGAUUUGGCAUCAUCAUAUAUCGACACAGACGAUUUAGAUCAAUCGAAUAAGGACAAGGAAAAUUAUGAUUUCCAAUUAAACCCAAGAAACAAUCAAUGUUCAUCAAAAUUUAAUUGUUGA
Messenger RNA from Didymodactylos carnosus, 336 nucleotides. Lineage: Eukaryota; Metazoa; Rotifera; Eurotatoria; Philodinida; Philodinidae. The record is from the annotation of a GenBank genome assembly.